Messenger RNA from Mycosarcoma maydis (corn smut), 1518 nucleotides. RefSeq lists its product as uncharacterized. Lineage: Eukaryota; Fungi; Basidiomycota; Ustilaginomycetes; Ustilaginales. The record is from RefSeq and is a predicted model, not a curated record. Gene Ontology annotation, molecular function: metalloexopeptidase activity; aminopeptidase activity. The coding region runs from base 1 to 1518 and encodes 505 amino acids. The transcript has 2 exons. Gene Ontology annotation, biological process: proteolysis.
AUGCUCAGUCUGAGGCUGGUUCAGCUCACCACACUGGCACUUGUGCUGCUCAGCGGUGCUCAGCAGGCCUCGGCUCGGCCGCCAAAGCUUCGACCUGUUGAUUCGAAACGCCUUCGAAACGACAUCAAGCGUAAAGAUCUCCUUGAUGGUGCGCGCAAGCUCCAAUCGCUCGCAUACGCUACGCAAGAACGCAACCGAGUGUUCGCCUCUCCCGGCCACAAGGCCACCGUUUCCUACAUCCAGGACGAGCUCCGCAAAGCCGGACGCGGCGAUUACUUUGACGUCUACCUGCAGCCGUUCACGGCUACCUACGCUCAACACUCUUCCGAGCUCGAAAUCGACAACCAAGCUACUGAAUCCGCCACUUUCACCUACUCUCCCAACGGCGAGUUCAACAACGUCCAAGUGGUCAAUGUCGCCAAUCUGGGCUGUGAGCAGACCGACUUUGGUGCUGAUGUACAAGGCAAAAUCGCGCUCAUCAAGCGCGGUACCUGUCCCUUUUCCACAAAGGUGGCUCGAGCCGGUACGGCCAAAGCGGCAGCGGUGCUGAUCUACAACAAUGCGCCCGGUGAUGUGGCUGGUACGUUGGGCAGCAAGGGUCCCGUAGCCGAGGGCUCAUUUGUUCCUGUGGCUGGUGUAACGCAACAAGUGGGAGACGCCCUGGUAGCGCGUUUGGCGGCAGAUGACAAGGUGUUUGCCAAGCUGAAAUUGGACGGAGUCGUUCAGGACCGCACGACGCACAAUGUGAUCGCCGAGACCAAAGGUGGUAGUAAAGAGCAAGUCAUCAUGGUGGGCGCACACUCGGACAGUGUUAUCGCAGGCCCCGGUAUCAACGAUAACGGUUCCGGCUCGAUCGCUCUGCUCACCAUUGCCAAGCAACUCUCGAAAUACAGCGUAAACAAUGCUGUUCGAUUCGCGUGGUGGUCUGCUGAAGAGUUCGGACUGCUGGGCGCCAAACACUACGUCUCGCAACUCAACCCGCACGAAAAGGAUCAGAUUCGACUCUAUCUCAACUUUGACAUGAUCGCUUCGCCCAACUACGUACUUAGCGUCCACGACGGCGAUGGAAGCACGUUCAACCAGCCUGGACCCGCCGGCUCUGCUCAGGCCGAGGCAAUGUUCUUUGACUACUUCAACAAUGUAGCCAAGAAACCAUUGAUCGAGGGUCCGUUUGAUGGACGCAGCGAUUACGGUCCGUUCUUGGAUGCCGGCAUUGCGGCUGGUGGUCUCGACACUGGUGCCGAAGGAAUCAAGACCGAACAAGAGGCCAACGUGUUUGGUGGAACUGCCGGUAUUGCAUAUGAUGCCAACUACCACCAAGCCGGCGACACGGUUGACAACUUGGCCAUGGACGCAUUCGAGAUCAACGCAAAGGCCAUCGCUCACGCCGUAGCCACCUACUCGACCAGCCUUGAAAGUCUCGGACCCAAGUCAACCAACACCAAGCGAAACCUAGCCGCGCCCAACCAAUUCGGUCAAAACACGCAUCGCUGCGGUGGCGACCUGGCGCUCAUCUAA